GGGUUUGGGUUUGUAACAUACCUAAUCAAAACGAAUUAAUGCUGAAUUAAAAAGCAUUAUUAAUAAUCCGUGUGAUAUUACUUCUGAAGAUUGUAAAAUUUGUAGUGAAGAAAUUAUCGGUGAAGAAUGUCCACCACCAGUUGUUGCUCUUUUUGUGCCCUGUACAAAAAUUAAAGGUAACAGAUGUUCUUUUAAUGCCCAUUGUCUAAAUCAAAAACAAAAUGCUUAUGAUAGUUGUUUGGAUAAACAAAAAACAAAUAAUGCUGAAAAGAAUAAAUUAAUCGAAGUUGAACAAGACGCACAGAGAUAUUUAACAGAGAAUUGUGAUAUUUCUAAAAGGAAAUCUAAUAAUGUUAGAACGGAUUUAUAA
Molecule: messenger RNA, 370 nt
Organism: Didymodactylos carnosus
Lineage: Eukaryota; Metazoa; Rotifera; Eurotatoria; Philodinida; Philodinidae
Source: the annotation of a GenBank genome assembly